AUGAAAAACAGGGUUUAUAUAUUAGUAGAUAAUAAAUUAUUUAAGUUAAAAGAAUUAUAUUUUUGUAUAAUAUGUUCAAAAAUUAAAAGUGAUUUUAAUUUGAAGAAAGAAAUUGAAUAUUAUUAUUGUAAUGGAUGUACUGAAAUUUAUACUAAAAAUGAAACUUCUCUUUAUUCUUAUGAAUGCUUACGAUGUUUUAACUGUCCUUUUUGUUUUAGUUGCCUAUCAGUUGCUCAUAAAAAUUUAGAGAAUUCACUCUCAAAUGUAAAUAAUAUGGAAUUAAAAAAUAAUGAAAUAAAAGAUAGUUAUACAAAGAAAAAUAGUAAGAGAUAUGAUAAUGGAUUUACAAGCUCAAGUAUUUAUAAAAACGAGAAUGAAGACAUUUAUAAAUUUUUUGAAAAAAAUACUUCAAAUAGUGACUAUGAUGAUAAAAUAGAAAAUAAUUUAAAGAAGGAAUUUAUAUCAAAUGAAGAAAAUAAUUUAAAAAAUAAAUUUAUGAUGAAUAAACAAAAUGAAUUAAUUAAAAAAGAUAAAAAAUUAUUUUACUUUAAGUGUCAUUAUUGUUUGUGGUCAUCAAUUUAUUCUAUUUUUAACACCAAAUUAGAUGAACUAAUAGGAGAUAUGAUAAUUUUUGAAAAAAAUUGUAUAUUUAGAUGUUAUUUUAGAAACAUAUUAAAUGAAAUAAAAAAGAGUAAUGAACUACUAAAACAAAAAAAAAUUCUUAAAAGAAUAGAUCUAUAUUCGUCAAAUCAUAAAAUAGAAAAUCUUAAUUCUUUAGAUGACUGGAUUUCUAAUAAAUUAAGUGAAACAAAAAAUGAAGAAAAUAAAAAUCAGUUUUUAAACGGAGAACACUCUUCAUUAAUAUGUAAAUCUAAAAUACAAAUAGACAAAAUAAGUUUAAAAGAUAUAUUAAAUGGUGAACAUAUUAAAAAUGAUAAAGAAUUUAAUGAUAUUUUUGAAUUACAAAAUGAAAAUGUAAAAUAUUUAGAUCUGAUCAUAUUACAAAAUCAGAAUAAUUUAGAAGACAAUGAAGUUAAUGAAACAACGGAUGAUUAUAAAAACAAUUAUAUUGAAAAUGGUGAUAAUAUAAAAUAUAAGAAAGAAAUAAAUAAAGAAAAUAUAGAAGUGGAAGAAAAAGACCAUAAUAUAGAAAAUAAUGAUAUAAAUAUUGCUUUUGAAAAAAAAGACAAUGAUGAUAACGUAGAAAAAAAAGAUAAAGAUAGUAAUACUAUAUAUUAUAACCAAAAUUACAUUAAUAAAAAAGAAGAAAAUAAUCCAAAUAAAAUAAAUAACAAAAUAAGUAACUUAAAGAAUAAUAAAUUUUCAAAUAUAAUAAUUAAUUCAAAAAACUAUCUAUCAUUUGAGCAUCUCUAUGAUUAUCCUUAUAAUUUUUACAAAGGUAUAGAUGAGUUAAAACCACUGAGAAAAAAGUUAUUAGCAAAAAAAUCAAAAAGAUGUUCAAAGUGUAAACAAUAUUUACUAAAAUUUCAUAAUUCUAAUUUAUAUUCUACAUUUCGACUUAAUAAUAAUGCUAUGAAAUAUAUUCCUAGAAUUUACAUUAAUGAUUUUAGAAUAAUUAAAAAAAAAAAUGGAAUUUUAAAUUUCGUUUUAAUAAAUCCAUUAGACUUCGAAAUGAAUAUAAAAAUAAUACCACAAAUAGAACAUAAUUUUUUAAAAAAUUUGAAUAUAAAUAAAAUACCUAUAAAUUGUGAAUCAAAAGCAAACAGUUUUGAAUUUAUUAUGAACACCUAUGAUGAAAUUAUAGAUGAUUUAUUAAAAGAUGAAAAUGAUAUUAAAACUGUAAUAACAAGUGAAAAUAUAAUUAUUAAAAAACAGAAUAAUAUGGCAUUAAUAGUUAUUAGUUUUAUUUAUAUUGAAAACCCAAAUGAUUUUACAAUAGAAAAUAAAUCUAACAUUCUAAAUGAAGAAAGAAAAGAUUCAUUAGAACAAUCGAUAAAUUUAAAUUUUCCUUUAAUUUUAGAAUGCUCUUUUUCUGAUAAAUUAAAAAAGAUACAUAAAAUAACUUUAAAUCUUCUUUUUACAAAUGAUAUUAGCACAAACAAAUUUUAUAAUUAUUUACUUAAUUCUUAA
Molecule: messenger RNA, 2091 nt
Organism: Plasmodium gallinaceum
Lineage: Eukaryota; Apicomplexa; Aconoidasida; Haemosporida; Plasmodiidae
Product: dynactin subunit 4, putative
Exons: 1
Coding region: 1-2091 (696 amino acids)
Cellular component (GO): dynactin complex
Source: RefSeq, a predicted model, not a curated record